This is a messenger RNA of Penicillium oxalicum, 1728 nucleotides long. Its product is annotated as Zn(II)2Cys6 transcription factor domain-containing protein. The transcript has 4 exons. NCBI's taxonomy places the organism in Eukaryota, Fungi, Ascomycota, Eurotiomycetes, Eurotiales, Aspergillaceae. Gene Ontology annotation, molecular function: zinc ion binding; DNA-binding transcription factor activity, RNA polymerase II-specific. The record is from RefSeq and is a predicted model, not a curated record. Gene Ontology annotation, biological process: regulation of DNA-templated transcription. Bases 1 to 1728 code for a protein of 575 amino acids.
AUGUUCGUACGAAUUCCGCAGCUCGUCAAGCUGCUACUUUAUUUGCAGCCACGAAUGCUGCGCGCCGAUCUCAAAGUCACCCAAUCCGCCCCCACCCAUCCAAAUCCCGCCAAUGCAGUUAGUUCCUGGCCUAGUGCUUUCUCCGCGCGCACGGCAACAGAGUUGCCCGCCUCUGCUAAUGACAGCGAUACGAUGGUCGGCGUCGCUGGUCGCAGUAAAGGUUGCAGGACCUGCCGUCGUCGGAGGGUAAAAUGCGACGAGACCAAGCCCCUCUGCACCAGGUGUCUCAAAGCUGGCUACCAAUGUGAAGGCUAUGUACAGUAUGCCGAAUUUAUCGAUGUGACAUCCCAGGUCUCCAGCAAGAAGUUGUCGGAGAGAGGCUCCACAUCUGGCGCCAACGCUACUCGCAAUGUACCUGCAUGUUCGAGUUCGAGCGCCGCGAGCCCCGGCUCCUAUGAGCUACCCCUGAUUUCAAGCUCGGUCAAUCUCCCAUUGAACGAGAAAGAUGUAUUCAUAACGCACCUGAUGAGCCGGCUAUUCUCGUGGCACGAAGACCCUUCUUCACCACAAUCCGCUUCUUGGAUAGAAAUCCUACUCAGAGGACCCGAGGAUGAAACGUCAUUAUCCUUCUCCUCGAUUCACGCACUGGCGACGGUGUAUUUUGCCAAGGUACAUCGUCAAUCUAGCUUGAUGAGACAAGGUGCUCGUCUCUACUCACGUGCACUUCAAGCUCUUCAAAUGAACCUGCAAGAUCCCAUCCUAUGCAUGGAGGAUGACCUACUCGUUGCAAUCAUUUGCCUCGCGAUCUAUGAGUUGGUGGCUUUCACACAGCCAGCAGGUUGGUUGCAUCACUACAAAGGCCUGGCGCGACUGACGGCCUUGCGAGGCCCCGCACGACACCAAUCUGGCGUUGCCUUAGCCCUUCUACCAAUGCUGAGAUCAUGUAUUACCAUAGGUUACCUGAUUGAGCGCAAGCGCUGUUUUCUUGAAUCACUCGACUGGAAAACCAUCCCCUGGGCAGACUGCGGCCUAGGUGCUAAGACGCCCAAUGAUGAGCUACAAGACUUGCUUUGUGACAUCCCCGGUCAUGUUGAAGACGUGGAUCAAUUCUUAUCGUGGAGCACGGACGAACGAUCAAAGGCCGAGUUUCGGUCUGCGCUAUGUGCGCGGAUCUUCGCAACCUUGGAGGCCCUCUAUACCUGGCGAUGGAAAUGGGAGCAAGAAUUCCCUCGUUCGACGUAUUUGAUUGCCCCGGGGGGGCUGGAUCCGGAAACCCACCAACCAUUACCGCCCAGUCCAUUUUCAAGUGUGAUCUGGUUCUCGGAUCCAUAUCGCGCAGGGGAGCUGAUGACUUACAAUGCUGGUCGUCUGAUUGUGACAAGGGCGCUCGAAACAAUAGGAGUUUGUAUUGACACACCGCCAUCCGAUGAGCCUCGAAACGAUCCGCUUCUACCUAUGCAGGGUACGAGAUACGACGUUGCUGUCGAGAUUUGCCGCAUGGCAGAUUAUCACCUACACUCUUUCCGUCGAAGCUCGGGUGCAUUCAUCAUCAUCUUUCCGUUGAACGUGGCACGUCUGCACCUCGAUGAAGACGAUGGAGAGAUCAAAGCUUGGCUGGAAAAGGUCAUGUCGAUCGUUGCAGACUCGCAUGGAUUCGAGGUUGGACGCCGGGAAAACCAGCCACGGCAGAUUUAUCAGAGACAGAAGUCACAAAUACAAAAUCAUUGA